CGAUCGUCUAUUCUAUUUGUUUGACAUUUUUCCAACUCGAAUCCAUUUUUUGUUUAUCGUUUGAAUUUGAAUGAAUUAUUCUUGAUGAUGAUGAUGAUGAUGAUGAAGAUUAUCCAUUUAUUUGGUUAUUCAAUUUUAUUCUUGAAAAUACACUGGAUGAUACAAGCUCAAACAUUACCGAAAAAUCAUCAUAUCAACAAUAAUUGUUCAACAGCACGAACAUGUAGUGAAUGUAUAUCGAUUUCAUAUCAAUGUCGUUGGUGUCGAUUGGAAAAUGGACAAUUCGAUUUGAAUACGAAUCAAAAUCCUAAUGGUCAAAAUAAUCGAUGUAGUUCAUGGUUUGAUCGAGAAAAAUGUCCAGAAAAAUAUCAGGUAAAUCCCCAAGAAAUAGCUACGGUUGAUGUUUUGGAAAAUCGAUCAUUUUCCGAUUCAAUGGAACAAACUAUUCAAUUGCGGCCACAAAGAAUCAGAAUUAACUCAAGAAUCGGAACGGUUGUCACGGUUAAAAUGGAAUUCAAACAAGCCAAAGAUUAUCCAAUGGAUCUCUACUAUUUGAUGGACAUCUCGUGUACUAUGCUUAAACAUAAAACCAGUGUUUCACGUGUCGGUAGAAAAUUGGCGUCGAAAAUUCAAGCAACUACCAAAGAUUUUCGCAUUGGUUUCGGUUCAUAUGUGGAUAAAGAAACGAUUCCAUUUUCCAAUUAUAAAUUCAAUUCCAAAAUCAAUUGCAACAAACAACCGAUGGUCAACACAUAUAGCUUUUACAAUCAUAUGCCAUUGAAUUCGAAUACCAGUGAAUUUGAACAUAAAGUACAAUCGGCAAAAAUUUCCGGAAAUCUUGAUUCACCUGAAGGUACAUUGGAUGCUUUAAUGCAAGUAAUGGUUUGUCCAGAAGAAAUUGGAUGGCGUGAACAUUCAGAUAAAAUCAUUGUUGUCGCUACUGAUGAAGAAUUUCAUUAUGCCGGUGAUGGAAAACUAGGAGGCAUUCUAUUGCCUAAUGAUGGCCAAUGUCAUCUUUCCGACAGUAGAUAUAUUGGUUCAACCAUCUAUGAUUAUCCAUCGAUGCAUCAUAUAUCGGAAGUGGCACAGCAAAAAAAAUUCAAUUUAGUUUUCACAGUUAGUGAUAUGGUUUCGCAGAAAUAUCAAGUUCUUUCCAAUAUAAUCGGUGUCAAUUCGCGUGUUGCAAGUCUAAAAGUGAAUGAUGACACUAUUGCCGAAUUAAUCGAUGAUGUUUAUCGAAAUAUAUCGAAUCAAAUUGAAUUGAAUAUUGAAGAACAACCUGAUAAUGUUGAUGUUGAGAUAUGGACAAAUUGUGGUGUACCAGGUGAUCCAUUGCGUCAUACAUCGACAUGUAGAUUUUUCGGUAAAGCAAAAAUUGAAUUUGAUAUUAAAAUUCGUGUGACAAGUUGUCCGAAACAAUCAUCUGAUGGUGAAAAUAUCAUCAAAAUUGGUUUAUUGAACAAAAAUGAAGCAAUUGAAAUUCAUCUAAAUUCAACGUGUCACUGUGAAUGUGAAUCAUACGAGGCAGAAUUGGAUUCACCAAAAUGUUCGAAUAAUGGAACAUUUUCUUGUGGUAUUUGUACGAAAUGUAAUGGUAUACGUUCAGGAAAACAAUGUGAAUGUGAUCCAGAUAAACCGAUUGAUCCACGACGUCCUGAUGCUCAUUGUCGACCAGAUAGUAAUUCUCGGCCUUGUAAUGGACACGGUCAUUGUGUUUGUGGCCGAUGUAUCUGUGAUGGAAUGUUUGCCGGUCAAUUCUGUCAAGAAGAUCAAUCUGCAUGCUAUAAAAAUGGUUUAAAAUGUGGCAGUCAUGGACAAUGUUUACAAUCACGUUGUAUUUGCGAUGAUGGCUUUCAAGGAUCAUUUUGUGAUUGUCCAAUCUCGAAUAGUACCUGUGUGACGGAUAUAAAAACCGGUGAACUAUGUAAUGGCCGGGGUGAUUGCCAUUGUGGACGUUGUAAAUGUUCAUUACCAACAUCAAUGGGACGAUUAUGUCAACAUUGUGCGCAAUGUGAUCAUCAAAAACAUUGUCAAUUGCUUCGUACAUGUGUGCCGAAUUACGAGCAAAAAUUUUGCCAAAACUAUUUUGAUAUUGAUAAAAACGAAACCAUAAAACCGGAAUGUGAUAAGAAAAUGUGUUCAUCUUAUCAAUGGUCAUUUCAACAGGAUGAUCAAGACAACGUGAUUAAUGUGGAUGAUCCAUGGCCAAAUUUGUUGGAAUCAAAUCAUGAAUUGACAUGGUUCCAGGCUCAAUGUUCACAAAUUAUGAAUGGAUGUGUCGUUGCAUUUGAUUAUCGUUUACUGAAACCAACAGAAAAUAGUUUAACAAGUUUGUUUGAAUUGGAAAAUAUGGUCACUAUUACAACAGCAACAAACAUUGGUGGUCAGCUACAACAACUACAACAAUCAUUACCAUUGAAUUUUAUAUUGAAAAAUAUAACCGAAGCAUGUCCAAUACGUAUCGAUGCUACACAGGUAGCAAUUGGUUCAUUUGUAACAGUAAUUAUUGCCGGUAUAAUCGGUAUAAUCAUUAUGAAAUGUAUAACCAGCUAUUUAGAUCAUCGUGAAUAUGAAAGAUUCAAGAGUGAAAUAGCUAAAGCUGAUUUUGCAUUGCAACAAAAUCCCCUAUAUAAAGAUGUCAAUACACAGUUUCGUAAUCCUGUAUUUGGUGGUAUUCGUGAUCGUACAUCGAAAUUAUUUUUUUUCAAUAAAAAAUGAUGAUGAUGAUUAAAAUUAAAUAAACAAAAAUUAUACAAACGUU
Molecule: messenger RNA, 2761 nt
Organism: Dermatophagoides farinae (American house dust mite)
Lineage: Eukaryota; Metazoa; Arthropoda; Arachnida; Sarcoptiformes; Pyroglyphidae
Product: integrin beta-1
Biological process (GO): cell migration; cell adhesion mediated by integrin; cell-cell adhesion
Cellular component (GO): cell surface; focal adhesion; integrin complex
Molecular function (GO): integrin binding
Source: RefSeq, a predicted model, not a curated record